This is a messenger RNA of Tachysurus fulvidraco (yellow catfish), 2945 nucleotides long. It is a transcript of the gene glra1, whose product is annotated as glycine receptor, alpha 1. The transcript is spliced from 10 exons. Bases 822 to 2201 code for a protein of 459 amino acids. Gene Ontology annotation, biological process: chemical synaptic transmission; chloride transmembrane transport; regulation of membrane potential. Lineage: Eukaryota; Metazoa; Chordata; Actinopteri; Siluriformes; Bagridae. Gene Ontology annotation, molecular function: transmitter-gated monoatomic ion channel activity; transmembrane signaling receptor activity; glycine binding. Gene Ontology annotation, cellular component: plasma membrane; neuron projection; postsynaptic membrane. The record is from RefSeq and is a predicted model, not a curated record.
AUUGCAGUGGCGCGGGGGCGUGCGCGCAAAGGUGAGCUGCUUUUUGAGUUUACUAAAUGACUGCAGCAAGAAACACAGCAGCGUUUGCACGGGCUUACGGGUGACAGGAGACGCGCUGAACGUCGCAAUUUCAUUUUUUCCUAUAAUUCUGGGUUGCACUGAUUGUUGGAAUUCUUAAAAAAUACAAAAAGGAAAAAAAUACAUCUCAGUAUGAAAUCGAAAACGAGUCGCGUCUUCUAAGUGGACCGGACAAUGGAAGUGGCUUCUUGCAGCAGUAUUGGUUCGCCCUUGGGAAACAAGUACACAGGAAAUAAGAGAAUCUGUGAAAGCGCGUUGGUUCGCACCGGCCGGGUUCCUGCGAGCGCGCGCGGGUCCGAAGCGACGCAGUGUAUCGCGGAACGCGUGUCAUUGGAUGCGUAAAGAUAUCAAAAACACUAGCGUAUGCAUUUAUUCCAUAUAACUUCUUUUGGAUUCGCGACUUGGCUAGGAGGUCUAGAGUUGAAAUCCGGACGGUUUAAACUCGGCGUGCACGUGUGAAGCCCGGAUGAAUUCACGGCGCUAGAGUAUUUGGCGCGCCGUUAUGGAUUUGCCCGGAGUGAACGUCUGAAACUGAACUGGAUCGCGUCCGAUCCGGAGAUCCUUCGCUGUGUGCCAGCCGACAUCAGGUGUCAGGAUCAUGAUCACCUCGUUUCUAUGGUCUUAAAAACGUCCCCUCUCUUACCUUUGGAUCUGGUAUACUACAAGCCAGCAGACACAAUAGCAAUCGAUCAUCAUCGCAACUGAGAAAUCGUGCAAGCAAGACCUCAAAGCUGACAGACACAAUGUGUAGAUUAAGCGCACUCGGAAUUUAUUUGUGGGAAACCUUAUUGUUUUUCAGCCUGGCAGCAUCCCAGCAAGCUGCAGCACGGAAAGCUGCCUCCCCUAUGCCCCCUUCAGAAUUCUUGGACAAACUCAUGGGGAAAGUGUCUGGGUACGAUGCAAGAAUCAGACCUAAUUUUAAGGACCCACAUGGCCCCAAAUCGGAUGGUACUCACAAGAAAGGUCCACCUGUGAAUGUAACAUGCAACAUUUUUAUUAACAGUUUUGGAUCCAUUGCUGAAACAACAAUGGAUUACAGGGUGAAUAUUUUCCUGAGACAGCAGUGGAAUGACCCUCGACUGGCUUACAGUGAAUACCCUGAUGACUCCCUCGACCUUGACCCCUCUAUGUUGGACUCCAUUUGGAAACCAGAUUUGUUCUUUGCCAAUGAGAAGGGGGCUAAUUUCCAUGAAGUUACCACUGACAACAAGCUGCUGAGGAUCUCCAAAAAUGGGAAUGUGUUAUAUAGCAUAAGGAUAACACUCAUUCUGGCCUGUCCCAUGGACCUGAAGAAUUUCCCGAUGGACGUGCAGACUUGCAUAAUGCAGCUGGAGAGUUUUGGCUAUACUAUGAACGAUCUGAUAUUUGAGUGGGAUGAAAAAGGUGCUGUGCAGGUGGCUGAUGGACUGACGUUACCCCAGUUUAUCCUGAAGGAGGAGAAAGAUUUACGCUACUGCACCAAACACUACAACACAGGGAAGUUCACAUGCAUUGAGGCCCGCUUCCAUCUGGAGAGGCAGAUGGGCUACUACCUGAUUCAGAUGUAUAUCCCCAGUCUGCUAAUCGUCAUCCUGUCCUGGGUGUCCUUCUGGAUCAACAUGGAUGCUGCUCCUGCUCGUGUGGGCCUGGGCAUCACCACGGUGCUCACCAUGACAACACAGAGCUCAGGCUCCAGAGCCUCUCUGCCAAAGGUCUCCUAUGUGAAGGCCAUUGACAUCUGGAUGGCUGUGUGCCUGCUGUUUGUCUUCUCGGCUCUGCUGGAAUAUGCUGCUGUCAACUUCAUCGCUCGCCAGCACAAAGAGCUGCUGCGCUUCCAGAGGAGGAGGCGACACCUAAAGGAGGACGAGGCAGGUGAAGGGCGCUUCAGCUUUGCAGCCUAUGGCAUGGGCCCUGCAUGUCUGCAGGCCAAAGAUGGCAUGGCCAUCAAGGGCAACAAUAAUGCACCUGCCUCCAGCAUGCCACCUGAGAAGACCGUGGAGGAGAUGCGCAAGCUCUUCAUCGGCCGCGCCAAGCGCAUCGACACGGUGUCGCGAGUCGCCUUCCCACUCGUCUUCCUCAUUUUUAACAUUUUCUACUGGAUCAUUUACAAGAUCAUCCGCAGCGAGGAUAUUCACAAGCAGUAAAUAUAAAGGGUGAGAUCCGAGCUGAAAAACCUGCCGCUGUCGCUGCCCACCGCCCCCCCACCUCUCCCCCGUGCCCACAUCCUCUCCUCAGCACUCACUUGCUUUCAGUGCCGAGUCAUUGGCAGAGGUAUUUCUCAAUAUUCAAUAUAUUUUUUCUUUCAUCUGUCCUUUUUCCUCCGGUUCUCCUAAAUAAUCUGGACCUGUGCAAUAGCAAUGCAGUAAAAUGCAUGAUAUGAAUGUGGCAAUAUAUUUACUAAAAAAUUGAAAAAAAAUAAUAAUAAAAAUGGCAACAUAAAUAUUAGACUUUCACAGAUACAUCAGAGAACCUCUGAGCAAACUGAAAUUCAAGGGCCUGUUGCUCAUGUGAGACUUUCUUUUUUCUUUUUUUUUUUUGCAACUUGAAGACAUGCUACAUUAUGGGAAUAUGAAGGAGAUUACAUGCAGCACUGUAAUAUAUCAAAUGUUUAAAAGCAAAACUCAAAUUAUUUCAAGAGAGCUUACUGGAAAACGGAAAGGUUUUAAAAGAACGCCACGCGGAUGGUUUGGUGCUUCCAUAAUUAAGUAAUGCAAGAGGCGCUGGAAUAUAUCUAUAUCUAUGUCUAGAUUUGCUUCAAUAUAUGUAUUGCAAGCACUUGUCAAUGCCCAGAAAAACAGGAUGUCAUGAUGAUGACGUCCUGAUGUCAUGAUGUCACUUUAACAGUGGAAGCUUGACGAGUGACCGUCAGAAAUAUAUUGUUUAUACCA